UCACAAAACCUUCGUGGCAAUAGAUUUCACCUUCAAUUUAUAACGUCACAUCUUCAGCUACUGUUGCUGAAGCACACCAAAAGAUCGGCGUUCUAUUUCAAAGAUGAGGAUUUUGUUGUCAUGGCAACUGGUGAUUGUGUUGGCUCUUUUUCUGUUCGGCUUUGCUUCUUCAGAAUUAGAAUCGCCAGACGAUCGUGUAACUGAUCCCAUCCCAACCUCAAUUGACUCUCGAACCGCUUCAACGAAAAAACCGGCGCCGACUAAAAUGUUUUCCAUGCAGCACGAGUCCUUCUGUAUCAACAUUUACGAAAGUCAAGAAAUUAGUAACAAGAAAAAAGAAUAUUUCCACUCGCCGAUCACUCUCCUAGAGCACACCAAUGUUACUCCUCUUCAAAAUAAGCUCCAAGUCCGUUUUCACAUUUCAAAUUCAGAAGUCCUCAACAAAGUGUUAGAACGCCUCAACCUCAAGCUGCAGCUCAGUAAAAAAAUCGAGCUCAAUCAAGUGAAAGUCCUCCCUUACGACAGCGUCAGGCUGACCAGCAAAGUACAAUCUCCUGAUUUCUCAUUGAUUGAUGAGUGGAUUCUGUAUGACAAUCCACUUAGAUUUUCCUUGAUCUGCCCGACACGAGAAGAUUGCAAUCGAGUGAGGAAUCAAAUACUUGAUAACCCCAAAAAAUUUGAUCAUUUACGACUUGAAUUUAAGUCUCAAUUUAACGACGAUAUUUGUUCCAUUGGUAGUCAUGAAACAUCUCAAACAGUCAACAACAACGAUUUAUUCAUUAAUCUUCGAGACCAAUUUGAGGCACAAGUGACCAGCAUUAAGGAAGGUUUAUCGGAUAAAAUCCAAAACAUGGAAAGAAAUCUUGCAGAGACACGAAAUAAAUUGGAAAGCACUGAAGCAAAACUAAACGCAGCUAGCGAGUUGAUUAACAACGUCAAUGAUCUGACUACCAAAUUAAAUGCAAGUUUGGAAAGAAUCGUUCAAGACCAAAAAGCCGUAGAAGACAGUCUGAGAAAAGAACUGGGAGCAACCUCAGCAAAUUUCGACUCAACGAAAAUGAAGCAGGAUUUGGGAAACGCAAUUGAUGCCGUUGCUGAGUUGACAAAACAAUUAAAUGCCCGAACGAAUGAAAUAGUUGACAUUGGUAAAAUGCCAACUUCAUGUUCGGAUCUGCAGCGAAUUGGACAUAAACUGAACGGAUUUUUUAUGGUGAAAAGUGUGAGGAAGAUGGAAACAGUUUACUGCAACUUUUAUCCUAAUAACAAUUAUAUACAAAAAUGGAUCGGGUACGCCGAUGUCAAAUCGGAGCCCGUUUAUUUCUUCGUCAAGAGUAGUUCCAAGUUCGACACUAUCAACAGCCCGAUUCAGUUCAAAAUGCAGCGGGAGAACGAGGGAAAUGCCUUUAGUUUGGAAACAGGGAUAUUUACGGCACCACGACCGGGAAUUUAUUUCUUCUCUUUCAUAGGACUGGCGGAUUUUCUAACUUCUUCAUCUAAAGUUUUGCUAGGAGUUAGCCUUCAAUUGAACAGGGAUUUCAAGAGGGAUUCAGUGGGAAUGGCUUAUGUUGACGAUUUAAACACCACUGAUCGAAAAAAUACAGUGACCAUUCAGUCUACGCUGAAAUUAAAAAAAAACGAUCAAGUCUGGGUGGAGAUUACGUUCAUGGAAUCGUCAAGUCUAUUUGCCACCUAUUUUACCGGUUUUCUGCUGGAGGAGGAACUUUCCCCAUUUCUAAAUUGAGUGUUGAAUUGUUGAUCAUCCGACAUGCACAAAGCGAUCAUCGACUGUCAGAGGACAGGAAAACGAAUUUUUCAUUGGACUAUAUACAAUAGGGAAUGGAAGGAAUAUGAUGAAUUUUCCAUUUGAUUAAUAGAUGGAAAUUUCGCUUGAAAAUUUGACUGCUUAUGCAAAUGGCCUAACUGAAUACAAUAGAUUAACAACGUU
Messenger RNA from Daphnia pulex (common water flea), 1945 nucleotides. RefSeq lists its product as uncharacterized. Bases 104 to 1741 code for a protein of 545 amino acids. The record is from RefSeq and is a predicted model, not a curated record. The transcript is spliced from 10 exons. Lineage: Eukaryota; Metazoa; Arthropoda; Branchiopoda; Diplostraca; Daphniidae. Gene Ontology annotation, molecular function: protein binding.